ACGUGACGCGACUCUGCGGUGAGCACAGCUUCAUGGACUGCAGCGACAACGACUCGCAACGCAUCGUGGGCGCCUAUCUGACGGCGACGGUGAAGCUGAUCGAGUACUCGUACCCUCGCAAGGACGUCGUCUUCGACUGCAAGUUCGUCUCGGGCGACGCCGCGUGCGAAGACUUCGACUGCACCGAACUGUGGCAACCCUCGUACACGCUAGCCUUCGAGACCGUGUGCCACACUUUCGACCUGGCCAGGAACCGCACCGGGCAGCACCCUUACUGGAACUGCCCAACGCCUUGGAAGUACAGCAAGUAUCCCUCGACGGCUCUUCGUCUAUUCUUUUUUCUUUUUUUUUGAGCGCAGCUCUUAUAGGCGCCCGUUCCUGCGGCUAGCGUAGUAGGCGUUGUCCCUUGUAACCGA
Messenger RNA from Dermacentor albipictus, 416 nucleotides. The record is from RefSeq and is a predicted model, not a curated record. NCBI's taxonomy places the organism in Eukaryota, Metazoa, Arthropoda, Arachnida, Ixodida, Ixodidae.